GUCCGAAAGAGCUCGCACUCCAGCUUUGCGUUCAGACCGGCACAGACGCUCUCAGUCUCUCUCCGACCUACCUCUUAAACUUCUUUUGGAACACUCGGUGCAGCCGCCCAAACAAUAAUCAGCCAUGGAUGCCAUCAAGAAGAAGAUGCAGAUGCUCAAGCUCGACAAGGAGAAUGCCUUGGACAGAGCUGAACAGGCUGAGGGAGACAAGAAGGCAGCUGAGGAGAGAAGCAAACAGCUCGAGGAUGAUCUGGUAGCACUGCAGAAGAAACUGAAGUCAACUGAGGAUGAGUUGGACAAGUACUCCGAGGCUCUUAAGGAUGCCCAGGAGAAAUUGGAACUGGCUGAAAAGAAAGCCGCCGAUGCUGAGGGUGAUGUAGCUUCCCUGAACAGACGCAUCCAGCUGGUUGAGGAGGAGUUGGAUCGUGCCCAGGAGCGUCUGGCCACUGCCCUGCAGAAGCUGGAGGAGGCUGAGAAGGCUGCAGAUGAGAGCGAGAGAGGCAUGAAGGUCAUUGAGAACAGGGCGUCCAAGGAUGAGGAGAAGUUGGAGAUGCAGGAGAUCCAGCUUAAGGAGGCCAAGCAUAUUGCUGAGGAGGCCGACCGCAAAUAUGAAGAGGUGGCCCGUAAGCUGGUGAUCAUUGAGGGUGAUCUUGAACGUACAGAGGAACGUGCUGAGCUGUCUGAAGGCAAAUGCUCUGAGCUUGAGGAAGAGUUGAAAACUGUGACCAACAACCUGAAGUCACUGGAGGCCCAGGCUGAGAAGUACUCACAGAAGGAAGACAAGUAUGAGGAGGAGAUCAAGGUCCUCAGUGACAAGCUGAAGGAGGCUGAGACUCGCGCUGAGUUCGCUGAGAGAUCAGUAGCCAAGCUUGAGAAGACCAUUGAUGACCUGGAAGACGAGCUGUACGCCCAGAAACUCAAGUACAAGGCCAUCAGCGAGGAGCUGGAUCACGCUCUCAACGACAUGACUUCCAUAUAAAUUGUUCCCCAGAUCACAUCAGAGACGCCUCCUGCCGGCUGAGCACCUUCUCUCAGUUCCUUUCCCCUUCCUUUCCCGCCCUUUCCUUCACUCCACCGCCUCCUGUGUCAGAGCACGCCCUUCACCGCCGCUCGGCCCAUCUCUUGUACAGAACCCAUGCAAACAUUUUGCUCUGUGUAAAAUAAACUUCCUUCCAUCUA
Molecule: messenger RNA, 1179 nt
Organism: Conger conger (European conger)
Lineage: Eukaryota; Metazoa; Chordata; Actinopteri; Anguilliformes; Congridae
Product: tropomyosin alpha-1 chain
Exons: 10
Coding region: 125-979 (284 amino acids)
Biological process (GO): muscle contraction; actin filament organization
Cellular component (GO): actin filament
Molecular function (GO): actin filament binding
Source: RefSeq, a predicted model, not a curated record